GCUGCCGAGGCCCCGCAGUCGGCCUCUGCCCGCCGCGCCGCCCUCAGAACAGCUCCGGCCGCCGCGCCGCCUGGCUGUGGUAGUCCUUGUUCUCGCCGGGCUGUGGGGGCUCCGCGCCGCGGCCGUUAGUCAUGUCGGAUUCUGGAAGUUACGGUCAGUCUGGGGGUGAGCAGCAAAGUUAUUCUUCCUAUGGAAAUCAAAGCAACCAGGGCUAUGGACAAGCACCACAAAGCUAUUCUGGCUAUGGUCAAACAACUGACUCCUCAUAUGGACAAAGCUAUGGCGGUUACUCCAGUUACGGACAAAGCCAAUCAGGUUAUUCACAGUCCUACGGUGGUUAUGAGAAUCAAAAGCAGAGCUCAUAUGGCCAGCAGUCAUAUAAUAAUCAGGGACAACAAAACACGGAAUCAUCAGGAGGCCAAGGUGGAAGAGCGCCUUCAUAUGACCAGUCAGACUAUGGUCAGCAAGAUUCCUAUGACCAGCAGUCAGGCUAUGAUCAGCACCAAGGCUCGUAUGACGAGCAGUCAAAUUAUGAUCAACAGCAUGAUUCCUAUAAUCAAAACCAGCAAUCCUAUCAUUCACAAAGGGAAAAUUACAGCCAUCACACACAAGAUGACCGUCGUGAUGUGAGUAGGUAUGGAGAAGAUAAUAGAGGAUAUGGCGGGUCACAGGGAGGAGGUAGAGGGCGUGGGGGAUAUGACAAGGAUGGAAGAGGUCCUAUGACGGGACCAAGUGGUGGUGACCGCGGUGGCUUCAAAAAUUUUGGUGGUCACAGGGAUUAUGGGCCCAGACCAGAUGCUGAUUCAGAAUCUGACAAUUCAGAUAACAACACAAUCUUUGUGCAAGGACUCGGGGAGGGUGUAUCUACAGAUCAAGUGGGGGAGUUCUUUAAGCAAAUAGGAAUUAUCAAGACAAACAAGAAGACCGGGAAACCAAUGAUAAAUCUUUACACAGACAAGGAUACCGGCAAGCCAAAAGGGGAGGCGACGGUGUCGUUUGAUGACCCUCCUUCUGCUAAGGCAGCUAUUGACUGGUUUGAUGGAAAAGAAUUCCAUGGCAACAUCAUUAAAGUGUCCUUUGCCACCAGAAGACCUGAAUUUAUGAGAGGCGGUGGAAGUGGGGGUGGGCGGCGAGGUCGUGGAGGAUACAGAGGCAGAGGAGGCUUUCAGGGGAGAGGUGGAGAUCCCAAAAGUGGAGACUGGGUUUGCCCGAAUCCGUCAUGUGGAAAUAUGAAUUUUGCACGAAGAAAUUCUUGUAAUCAGUGCAAUGAGCCAAGACCAGAGGACUCUCGUCCCACAGGAGGGGAUUUCCGGGGGAGAGGCUACGGUGGAGAGAGGGGCUACAGAGGUCGUGGGGGCAGAGGUGGAGACCGAGGCGGCUAUGGUGGAGACCGAAGUGGGGGCGGCUAUGGUGGAGACCGAAGUGGGGGUGGCUAUGGUGGAGAUAGAAGUGGGGGUGGCUAUGGUGGGGACAGAAGUGGGGGUGGCUACGGUGGGGACAGAAGUGGGGGUGGCUAUGGUGGAGACAGAGGAGGCGGCUAUGGCGGUGAUCGAGGAAGUGGCUAUGGCGGAGACCGAGGAGGUGGCUAUGGCGGAGACCGAGGAGGUGGCUAUGGAGGAGAUCGAGGAGGUGGCUAUGGAGGAGACCGAGGUGGCUAUGGAGGAGACCGAGGGAGCUAUGGAGGAGACCGAGGGAGCUAUGGAGGAGACCGCGGAGGGUACGGAGGAGACCGAAGUAGGGGAGGCUAUGGCGGAGACCGUGGUGGUGGCAGUGGUGGCUAUGGCGGAGACAGGAGUGGCGGCGGCUAUGGAGGAGACCGGAGCGGGGGCUAUGGAGGAGACCGGAGCGGGGGCUAUGGAGGAGAUCGAGGUGGCUAUGGAGGCAAAAUGGGAGGGAGAAAUGACUACAGAAACGAUCAGCGCAACCGACCAUACUGAUGACUGUUUUGAAUGUUCCUUUGUCUCUGACACGAUCCAUGGUGAAUUUGCCAGAGUCGUGCCUGCUGCUUUCCUCGUGGCCUCUUCUUGGGUAGUGAAAUUAAGUGAUGUUUGGAUUUUUAUUUGGGUGGGAGGGCAGGGACAAUUUUUCUUUUAGCAAUGUCAGUUGAAAUUUCCCCUUUUAGUUUCCAACCUUCUUCUUCCUCAACCCUUGAAGCUAAAUGCGUUGUAAAAUAUUGCCAAAAUGAGAAGUGUUUUGUAAUACUGCAAUAAAAGCUGCUUGUUUUUGUGGA
Molecule: messenger RNA, 2230 nt
Organism: Ochotona princeps (American pika)
Lineage: Eukaryota; Metazoa; Chordata; Mammalia; Lagomorpha; Ochotonidae
Gene: TAF15
Product: TATA-box binding protein associated factor 15
Exons: 16
Coding region: 132-1937 (601 amino acids)
Biological process (GO): regulation of DNA-templated transcription
Cellular component (GO): nucleus
Molecular function (GO): transcription coregulator activity; RNA binding
Source: RefSeq, a predicted model, not a curated record